UAAAAUGAAAGUCGCAUGGAUGACAUGUAAACAAAUAGAGAAACACAUCAAAUUUAGGAAAAUAUGAAAUUUGAUUGUAAAACGCUGAUGGACAGUUAGUGCAAUGUGUGAUAUUGAGGAGAACGAAACACAAAAUUACGACUCAGUGAGUCUAUACAAAGACAAAUCUAAGAAUGAAAGUCCAGCCACUACGAUCAAAGAGAAAUCUGAGGAUGAAAUCCUGGACACUUUGGAAGUGAAGUCCUCGAGUGAUUGUACUGGGGUCACGAGGGACCAGUCUGACGCACCUGACAAAAUAGUGGCUACUGAACUGAAGCGGUUACCGAGAUCACAGAAAAAAAGAUUAAAACAAGAAUUAGCCAUGCAAAGAAAAAAAGAGAUGAGGAAAGAAAAAAGACAGUUACAAAAGCUGAAAAUGAAAGAAAAGGCAAAGAAAGAGAAAAAGGAAGCUAUGGUUCAACCUACUAGGAAAGAGUUGAGAGAAGAAAUAAAGUCUAAGCUCGAGGCGGCCAUGAUUUGUGGUCAAAGAAUUUGCAUUGACCUGAGCAUGGAAAACACUAUGACAUCAAAGGAAAAGAAUAAACUGGCCCAGCAGCUUUGCCGAUUGUACGGGGUAAACAAAAAGGCAGACACACCAGCUCAUGUUUAUUUUGCCGGAUUUGACAAAAACGGAGAGUUAUACCAGGAAUGCAUUCAUAAGAUUGAUGGUUUUGAGAAGUAUCAGGUGGAAAUGACAGAGGUUCCAGUUUUGGAGCUGUUUGACACUAAUGACAUCAUCUACCUCACUCCUGAUGCAACUGAUAUGUUAGAAGAAUUAGACAAAGACAAAGUCUAUGUUAUAGGUGGAAUAGUGGAUGAAAGUGUCAUUAAGAACCUGAGUAAACAGAGAGCGGACGCCGCCAACAUCCCCACCUACCGUCUCCCAAUAGACCGCUACAUGAGGAGGAAAGACCAGAUUCAUUUCUCGCAAAUUCUCGCCAUCAAUCAGGUGUUUGAGAUAUUGGUGACCUAUCUUUCUUCCAAAAACUGGAGAGCAGCACUUAGUCGAGGCGUGCCGGAGAGGAAGGGGUAUGUUCUAAAGGACUGACUCGGACCGUGGCAAGGUACCCUACAAACAAGUUGAGGGGUCAGCAAGGAGAUGUCAGAACCGCUUUAGUGUUUAACAAAACCUGAUAUAAACACUAUAGAUUAAGCCCUGCUUCUUCAUAAGCUGUAAUAUGAAGAAAAUAUCUGUUUAUAUAAGAUAUGUGCUGUAUUUUACUUAAAAACAAUCAUACUUUACUGCUUAUGUUUGUAAAUAUCAGCGUGAUUCGUGGAUUGUUGUCGAAAGUGUCUUUGGUAAACUAGAUAAAACGGAAAAAGAGA
Messenger RNA from Magallana angulata, 1365 nucleotides. RefSeq names its product tRNA methyltransferase 10 homolog B-like. Gene Ontology annotation, molecular function: tRNA binding. Gene Ontology annotation, cellular component: nucleoplasm; nucleus. Bases 104 to 1087 code for a protein of 327 amino acids. The transcript is spliced from 7 exons. NCBI's taxonomy places the organism in Eukaryota, Metazoa, Mollusca, Bivalvia, Ostreida, Ostreidae. Gene Ontology annotation, biological process: tRNA N1-guanine methylation. The record is from RefSeq and is a predicted model, not a curated record.